ACCAAAGAGCAACAGCGGCGAUCCAUUGUCGAAUGGCUGGGGCCACCGUACCCCACGUCUGCAUGUAAUGAUGCGCAACGCCUUCGAAGCGCAAAGACCGGUGACUGGUUUCUAAACAAUAAGUGUUUCGCUCAGUGGAAGGCUACACCAAGGUCGAUGUUAUGGUUAUGCGGGAUCCCUGGCUCGGGGAAAACAGUCCUGUGCUCUUCCAUCAUCGAGGACCUAGGCGGAUGGUGUCGCUUGGAAGAUGGCCGCCUCCUUCUUUACUUCUUUUUCGACUUUGCCGCCCGAGACACAAGCGUUAUCGGUAUUUUGCUCCGUUCGCUACUCGCGCAGAUUGUGAUACAACGACGCGCCGUCCCCGACUCGAUACAAGCACUGUUCGAACAGCAUCAUGGUGGCUUUCAGCAACCGAACAUCAGGACCUUGCUAGGGACCUUGCAAAAAACGCUGGAGCACGCAGAACAGACGUAUCUAGUCAUCGAUGCACUAGACGAAUGUGCGGAAAGAGCCGAUCUUCUCGAGACCUUGGAAGACAUGCAAGAAUGGAGAUUGGAUAAUUUUCACAUCUUAGCAACAAGCCGACGGGAGAAAGACAUUGAAGAGAGCUUUCUCCGGAUGGGAAGCGAGCAGUUGCAGCUAGAAGGUGCGCGAGUCAACGAUGAUAUUCGUCAAUAUGUCAGCCGGAGGAUGCAGAAGGAGCGCUGGCUAAAGAAAUGGCCAGAUACCAUUCAGGCUAAUAUCACGUCGGUUAUCACAACGCGGGCGGGAGAUAUGUUCCGUUUGGCCACCUUGCAGCUCGAUGGGCUUAAAAGGUGCCGAACGCUUAAGUCCUUGCAAGCAACCCUAUCCUCCCUUCCAGCUACGUUGGACGAAACAUAUUCUCGCAUACUCGGAAGCAUCGAGCCGGAACAGGCACGAGAUGCAAUGAAGAUCCUCUCAUGGCUUUGCUUUGCAUUUCGGCCCCCAACGGUGGAAGAGUUAGUUGAAGCCUUGGCCGUGGACUUGGAAACUCUUGAAUAUGAUGCCACACAAAGGCUCCAGGACCCUGAAGACAUAUUAGCGAUCUGUGGGAGCUUAGUGACCAGGGCCAGUGACACCAGUGGCGUCCUCAAGCUUUCACAUUACUCCGUCAAGGAAUAUUUAAUCUCGAAGCGCAUACUGGACAGCAACGAAAGAUCAUUCUACAUGACCGUAAGCACGGCCGAUGUAUACCUUGCGAAGACAUGCCUCGUGUAUCUGCGAAGCCGGCCGUACCGUUCCCGGAACGAAGCUACUGCAACAAGCGACAUAGAUCACCUCGUAAAAUACGCUGCUGAUUUCUGGUCUGAACAUUUCAAACGUUGUAGAGAAGAUUCCACAGUCUUGUCGCUCGCUCGCGAACUCUUCGUGGGCCAACGCUCCCAUUUCCUAGAUUGGGCCUGGCUCGCCAGUAUCGUACCGGACGGCUUUUAUACAGAAUCGCCGAAGAAAAGCGGCCCGAGUGUGCUAUUGUAUUACUCGGCCCUGAUUGGUAGCCCUGACCUCAUCGAUGCCAUGUUGAAUCAUGGCGCAGACAUCAAUGCCGAGGGAGGAGUGUACGGCACCGCUCUUACCGUCGCUGUGUACAGUGGAAGCCUCUCUAGCGUUGAGUUACUACUUUCUCGAGGUUCGGACGUCAAUGUUCAAUCGGGGUAUUUCGGAAAUGCUUUACAGGCGGCAGUGAGUCGGGAAAGGGUCGACAUAGUCAACCUACUUCUCGCUCAUGGCGCCAAUGUGAAUGCCUGCGGUGGUAGAUCCUAUACCGCACUAUAUGCCGGUAUGCAAUGUCGAAACAAAAGGGAAGAGCUGGUCAAGAUCCUCAUUGCUGCUGGUGCUGAUGCUUCCCUUGGGCAACUUGGUUGCCUGCCGCUAUGCUCAGCUGCCCGCCAAGGAGCGUAUACAAUUGCCAGGCUCCUCAUAGAAUCUGGUGCGGAUCCGAACAAAGGCGGAUGCCUGCAACAGGCCCUUCUCGGCGGUCACGCAGAGUUAGCAGACCUGCUCCUCCGCAGUGGAGCAAAGCUCAGCAUUCGUAAUAGUGUACUAGGGAGCCCUAUAGGUGCAGCGGCCUGGGGAAUUUCGAUGCUGCGCUUCCUGGUCGGAAAGUGGAAAGCGGACUACUUGUGGACUGAUCACGAAGGGAGGACCGCUCUCCAUUUUGCCGCUAAUGUUGGGACACUGGAAGCCUUGGAGUAUCUGCUCAACCUUGGGAUGGAUAUCAAUACGAAGGAUGCGAAAGGUUGGACUGCGAUCCACUACGCCGCGGAAGCAAGCACAACAGAAAGAUUGAAAAUGCUCCUAUCGAAGUGGCAACGACGUCCUUCA
This is a messenger RNA of Trematosphaeria pertusa, 2343 nucleotides long. Its product is annotated as ankyrin. The annotation marks the transcript as partial. NCBI's taxonomy places the organism in Eukaryota, Fungi, Ascomycota, Dothideomycetes, Pleosporales, Trematosphaeriaceae. Gene Ontology annotation, molecular function: protein binding. The transcript has a single exon. The record is from RefSeq and is a predicted model, not a curated record.